GUCACGAGCCAAUACAGGAAGUACCUGGCAGCUACUGGCAAGCUAAACAAUAGCAAUGAAGAUACGAGUAACUUAGCGAAUAAAAAAGGGUCUCCGUGCCAUAUACAAGUCAAUUAAUGCGGAUGCCACCGAACUACGUAAGAAAACGAAUGUUACCAAAAUGGAGAGAGCUGUCGGGAUCAUCAUUUUGUCGCUCAUUUUCUUGGCAUCGCAGAUAAACUGCCAAGAGGCGAUCUUGCACAUCUCAAAUGGAAGUACAGAAAAGGAGUACUGCAUUGUCCACAACCAUUCCUGGACCCCCCUGUCACAAACCCUUGAUGCUGCUUUGCAGUAUCCACUGGUGAAUCUGACGUCCACUCUGCUGUGUAACAGCUCUGGGGUCAGUCCAGAUGUGGUGAAGGACAAAGCAAUCGUGGUGAUGAGGGGGGACUGUGAUUUCAGCCAGAAAGCUAUGGUUGCUCAAAGCCUUGGAGCGACAACUUUGCUCAUUGCUAGCACCAAAUUACUGAUCACGCCAUCAGCCAAUGACUCUGAAUAUGCAAAGGUCCAUAUUCCUCUAGCUCUUAUGAGGCACAGGGACUUCCUUGAAGCAAAGCAGGUGUUUGGUGAAGACAUGCAGGUGAAGCUUUAUGCUCCACCUCACUCAAAGAUUGAUGCAAGCAUCGGAGUCAUGCUGCUGAUUGCCAUCAUCACGGUCGCCUUGGGCGGCUACUGGAGCGGGGCCUGUGAGAGAGACCGGUUGAAUGGUGGUGCGGCGGGGGGAGGAGGGGGAGAGAGCAAAGCAGACAGCGGAGAGCUCUCCCUGUACUCUCCUCUCAAAGUGGUCAUCUUUGUUGCCCUGAUGUGUGGGAUGCUGGUCCUCAUGUACUUCUUCUACAACAUCCUUGUUUACGUCAUCAUUGCUAUAUUCUGCCUGGCGUCUGCCUCUGCACUGUUCAGCUGUCUAGAUGCAGUGUUGGAAAAAAUUGGUUGUGCCGCUGGGAGAUUCUCCAUCCGAAAUUGCAACCUCUCAGUGAGGUCUCUCAUUCUGGCUAGUGUGUGCAUAGGCAUUGCCGUGGUCUGGGGGGUCUACAGGAAUGAAGACAGAUGGAUAUGGAUCUUGCAGGACCUCCUUGGCAUUGCUUUCUGCCUCAACUUCAUGAAGACCAUUUCACUGUCCAACUUCAAGAUCUGUGUGAUUCUACUGAGCCUCCUGCUUGUGUAUGACGUCUUCUUCGUUUUCAUCACUCCUUUCUUCACCAAGAAUGGAGUCAGCAUUAUGGUGCAGGUUGCCCUGGGCCCAGAUGCAUCUGGAGAGAAGACGCAAGGUAACAUGGUGGAGGUCCCCGCUGAACCCCAGGCUCCCUCUGAGAAACUGCCAGUGGUGAUGCGUGUCCCGCGGUUCUCAGCUUGGGCUCAGAACCUGUGUGGGAUGCAGUUCUCCAUUCUGGGUUAUGGAGACAUCAUUGUUCCAGGUCUCUUGGUGGCCUACUGCAGCAGAUUUGAUGUUUGGAUCAACAGCAGCAAGAAGAUUUACUUUGUCUGCUGCUGCAUAGCCUACCUGCUGGGAAUGAUAGUGACAUUUGCUGUGAUGCUGCUGACAGGGAUGGGCCAGCCCGCCUUACUCUACCUGGUGCCCUUCACCCUGAUAACCUCUGCCAUAGUGGCUGGGUGCAGGGGAGAGAUGAGGCAGUUCUGGAAAGGAACUACCUAUGAGGUCUUGGACUCAUCCAGGGAACCUUUGUUGCCAGAGGGAAGAACUGACUGUUCCGUAGAAGGAGAAAGAUGCUGACUUACAAUGUUGAAAAUGGACCCUACUGCUGGAUGCAUUUUUUUUAAAUAUGACAGUUGCAAAGCAAGGGAAAUCAUGUAAUUGAAGAGAUUCUUAAAACAGUAUGGGUUCAUUUGACUGCUGCGAAUAGUUAGAAGGCUAAUAAAUAUUGUGUAGGCUUGUUUAGUGCCUGAGAGGUCAGUUAGGUACAUGUUCAGAAAACUGUAAUGACUAUGCCUUUGUGAUGAUUGCAUACAACAAAAUAAUGAGAAAGCACUUUAUAAUAUUCAGCUUGACAAGUUGUUGCAUCAGGGGUGGGCUGGGUUUUAAAUUACUCAUAGCCACAAUAUGAUACACUUUUGAUAACUGUUUUUGGGGGUUUCUGUGUAACCUGUUUGUAUGAGGUGAUUUCUUUCAUUGCCUUAUAUUAAAAUUAUCUUAUAUUUAA
Molecule: messenger RNA, 2198 nt
Organism: Epinephelus fuscoguttatus (brown-marbled grouper)
Lineage: Eukaryota; Metazoa; Chordata; Actinopteri; Perciformes; Serranidae
Gene: sppl2a
Exons: 17
Coding region: 161-1771 (536 amino acids)
Biological process (GO): membrane protein proteolysis
Cellular component (GO): cytoplasmic side of endoplasmic reticulum membrane; lumenal side of endoplasmic reticulum membrane; Golgi-associated vesicle membrane
Molecular function (GO): aspartic endopeptidase activity, intramembrane cleaving
Source: RefSeq, a predicted model, not a curated record